AUACGCUAACAGCAGCAUCGACAGGCACUGAUAUCGCCAGCAGGGCCUUUAUAGAUAAAACCGGUCUGAGGAGGCGAACCGGUUCAGGACGAGCUGCGCGAGGAACCAGUGACGUCACAGUUCGCCGACUGGUGCUGCAGAGCGUGCCAGCAGGACCUCAGUUUGAGGAAAUGACCGAGAGUGACCUCAAAGAAAACACUGUUUUUCCACGCUUUUCCGUAUUUUUAUUUGACACUGUAUUGCAAUAAAAUGGGCACUGGAGAUUAUAGUGACGUUAUAGGGUAUAUGCGCUAACGCUGCGUUACGGAAAAAAGCACCGUCUAACGUUAGCCGGUCGGCGUUAGCGACACAGCUAAGCUAAGCUGAGCUAGCGAGCCACGGUGAUUGGGCUUUUGUCUUCGUUUUUCCCCUGAUGCUAAGCUAGGAAAUGGACAAAGCCAAGUCAAUGGUGGACAAGAAAGGAGCGACGGCAGGUUUUCAUUUCAACAACGGGCAGAGUCAGAGAGGAUUUCACGCCGGGCACGUCGCUAACGGCGGCUGCAGCAGCAGCGGCGGAUCGCACAGCAGCAGCGCCUUUGACGGCAUGCAUCAUCACCUGCACCGCAGCGACGGUGCGGAGUGCAACGGCUCCCCGGCCAAGAGGUGCAGGCUUCGGAGAAGGACAGAGUCGCUGAGACGGAACAGACCCCCAUUCCCAUGGUUUGGCAUGGAUAUCGGUGGUACUUUGGUCAAGUUGGUGUACUUUGAGCCAAUGGAUAUAACUGCAGAGGAAGAACAGGAAGAAGUAGAGAACCUUAAGUCCAUCCGUCGCUACCUCACCUCAAAUGUGGCCUAUGGUAAAACAGGAGUCCGUGACGUCCACCUGGAGCUGAGGAACCUGACCAUGUGCGGCCGGACGGGGAACCUGCAUUUCAUUCGCUUCCCGACACAAGCCAUGCACCGCUUCAUCCAGAUGGGUCGUGACAAGAACUUCUCCAGCCUGCACACUACUCUCUGUGCCACUGGUGGUGGGGCGUACAAAUUUGAGAAUGACUUCCGAGCAAUGGCUGACCUGGAACUGCUGAAGCUGGACGAGCUGGACUGCCUCAUUCGUGGCCUGUUGUUUGUUGAUCGGAUGGGAUUCAAUGGCCAUCCAGAGUGCUACUACUUUCAAAACCCUUCAGACACCCAGAGCUGCGUGAAGACACCCUGCACCCUGGACAACCCUUUCCCAAUGCUGCUGGUCAACAUCGGUUCUGGGGUCUCUAUACUGACUGUAUACUCGGAGGACAACUACAAACGAGUAACUGGGACCAGUUUGGGAGGUGGUACGUUCCUGGGACUCUGCUGUCUGCUGACAGGCUGCGAGACAUUUGAGGAGGCGUUGGAGAUGGCCAGCAAGGGCGACUCCACCAAUGUGGACAAACUGGUGAAGGACAUCUACGGUGGAGACUAUGAACGUUUUGGCCUGCAGGGCUCUGCUGUGGCAUCCAGUUUUGGUCACAUGAUGUGCAAAGAGAAACGAGACAGCAUCAGCAAGGAAGACUUGGCCAGAGCAACGCUGGUUACCAUCACUAACAACAUCGGAUCCAUAGCACGCAUGUGUGCUGUCAACGAGAAAAUUGAGCGUGUGGUGUUUGUUGGGAACUUCCUCCGUAUCAACACAGUGUCCACCAAACUGCUAGCCUAUGCCAUGGACUUCUGGUCUAAAGGACAACUACGAGCCCUCUUCCUGGAACAUGAGGGUUAUUUUGGAGCUGUGGGAGCGCUGAUGGAGCUGCUGAAAACAACCGAUUAGCCGUGAAAGAAAUUCUCUGACCGUGUCAUCGACCCUUGACGAGACGAUGUCGUUUAUCCCUCUAGGCUGUGAUGUCAUCAUCUCCUGAUGCUGCGAUGUCUUCAGUUUUUGACGCUGCUGAGAGGUCCCUUUCACAGAGUCCAUGAAAAGAACACUAAGGGUGGGAGAUGUGAGAAACAGAAACUGUUAAAAGCCAUUUUGCUAAUUUAAUACUUGUAAAUAUUAACCUCUAGUAGGAAACACUCAAACUUUCUGACCGGAUGAUGGAGAUUUUUAAUAUUGUAAUGAUUAAUUUAUGGUUUCCUGUCGAUUGCUGUAAUCAGCAUUGAGCUGGGAGGCAAAAUGAUCGAUUUGUGUGUGUGUGUUACUGUGUGUGUUUGCGGGAAUAGCUACUGUAGCAAACGUUCUUGAGGCUGUAUCCCCCCGGGCAACUGUUUAUGCAACAUUACUUUAAUAUCUAUUUAUAAUGUAAAAUAUUUCUGCACAUACAUGAAGUUUGGUUGAACGUAAAGCUAUAUGGCGUUCAGUAUGCCCGUAAC
Messenger RNA from Thalassophryne amazonica, 2316 nucleotides. RefSeq names its product pantothenate kinase 1-like. Lineage: Eukaryota; Metazoa; Chordata; Actinopteri; Batrachoidiformes; Batrachoididae. Bases 428 to 1777 code for a protein of 449 amino acids. The record is from RefSeq and is a predicted model, not a curated record. Gene Ontology annotation, molecular function: pantothenate kinase activity; ATP binding. The transcript is spliced from 8 exons. Gene Ontology annotation, biological process: coenzyme A biosynthetic process. Gene Ontology annotation, cellular component: cytosol; nucleus.